This is a messenger RNA of Closterium sp. NIES-65, 878 nucleotides long. NCBI's taxonomy places the organism in Eukaryota, Viridiplantae, Streptophyta, Zygnematophyceae, Desmidiales, Closteriaceae. The record is from the annotation of a GenBank genome assembly.
GCUGUGGUCGAAAUCACACACGGGAAAGUACAAUUCAGAUCCCGAGCUUCACAUGGCAGCUCGCCAACUUCUCUUGUGGCUUCGGAUGGACUUGUAUGACGAAGCUCUGUGAGCGUUUGCGCUGCAGAGAGCGCUCACGAGGGGGCGGGGAAUGGGGACUGCUGAUGGGGCUGGCGGAGGCUAUAGAGGAUGUGUUUGGUGUUGAAGAUGGCGGGGCGGUGGUUGCUGCCAUGGCAGAGCUGCACGGGAGGCUGCAGGUGAAGCUGGGUGAGGCCCGGCUGCUGGGUUCCCCGUGGCGGUUUUUGAGGAUGGCCGGGCAGAGGGAGGAGGAGGUGCGUCCGAAAGCGCAAGGGAGAGGGGCAGCCACACUCGUGUCUGCACCUCCCAACCCCUCUCUCCGCCCCCACUGCCCUAAUCUCACCUUCCUUCUCUUCCCCCCAAACCCCCCUUUUCUUGCCCUUCCUUCCCGCUUCCCCUCCCUCCUUGUUUCCCCAUAUCCCCCCUCCUACUCCUUGCUCUCCCUGUCGCACCACUCCGUGCCGCCGCCCGCCCAAGUGAGCCCUGCAGCACCCGUGCCCGCCUUCUACUCCUUCUUGGGGCCGCGCCUGGGCGACGCAAGCGCCGCGGGCAGCGCAGGUAGACUGGCGGCGGGUGCAGUGGAGCAGCAGGGUGAAGCCCGUUGCCUCAGCCUCUCCUCCGCACGCCUCGCACUAGCAGCAUUAGCUCCUCUUUUGCGCGCCUCCCCUACACUACUGCCCCUGGGAGACGACUCGAGGGCAGCAUGGGCAGGAGAAUGGGAGGGAGGGGAGAGGGAAGAGGGGGGGGAGAGGGAAGAGGGGGGGGAGAAGGUGGGGGAGAAGGGGCGGGAGGGAGCAUGA